UCUGUUAUCGCGGCUGAUGGCACCAACUGAAGCCAGUACAAAACGCAGUAAAUCGUCCCCUUCGAAAGAAAACAUAUACCUUACGAAGACCCCUGCCCGUCUCGGUAUCGACGAUUCGCGUCAUAAAUCUCAGUUACUGAAAUCAGUAAAGUUGGAGAAGCACAAUGAGGUGACAAAAGCGACUGGCUCGCCAUCAAAAAGUAAAUCUCUAAUCCCAACUUCGAAAAUCACCAAAACUCCAGCGGAGAGAUUAACCAACCUGGAUAAGAAGACACAGAAUUCAAAGUUGAGCCAGCUUGAAUUGAAGUUGCCUAAUGAACUGAAUAGGUCGAAGCUGCCAUUGACCGAGCAGAUGCUACAACCGAGCUCAAACAAAUCGCAGUAUGGAGUUGGCUCGCCAGAUGCAAAGAGUUUGAUAGACUUGCAUAAGAAAUUAGAGAAGCGCAAAAAGUCUGAGCAUUUACUGCAAGCCAAAAGACAGCGUGCGGACAUUAAGCUGAGAAAGAUCUCUGUGAAUCACUCGAAACUGAAUCGUUUACCGGAGCCUGCUACAAAGCCUACAAGCGAGCUGAUGACUUCCAGGCCUUCCAAACCAGUCGUCAUAGACGUGAACAAUCUGCCAGAGAUAAACUCGGAUAAUGAAGAUGAUGAAGCGUCGAAGCAGCUUGCUCCAUGGGGUUCGAACGCGAAUAUCAAGCAGCUUCUUAAACGGCAGGCUAAGAUCAAUCCUAGCUCGGUUUUUGGCCAGAUCCAGAAGAUCAACUGCACAGAAAUUUUUGAAAGAAGCUACUAUGGCAGUCUGAACAUCAAAUGGAACGAAAGCGAUAUGUUGGGCCAGAAGGAGACCGAAGAGUACGACCGUAAAAUGGGAUAUAGUUGAACAAACGCGUUUACACCUCGC
Messenger RNA from Ogataea polymorpha, 901 nucleotides. RefSeq lists its product as uncharacterized. Bases 17 to 880 code for a protein of 287 amino acids. The transcript has a single exon. NCBI's taxonomy places the organism in Eukaryota, Fungi, Ascomycota, Pichiomycetes, Pichiales, Pichiaceae. The record is from RefSeq and is a predicted model, not a curated record.